GAAGUACUUAACCCUUUCAUGCUGUUUCUGUUACAGUAUUCGCAGGGCUGUUGCCUUUGGUGGGCCGGUUCAGAGGACGAAAUUCGAGGUCUUUGUGAAGUCGAAAAGAAUUUACCAGGACAGGUUUGAAAUGUCCAAAGUGAUGCACUGUAAGCCAUAUUCAUAACAGUUGCUUGAACUUCAGAGAUGUUCACUAUGGAUUGUAAGGGAGCUACAUUCAGUGAAUUUGACUUUUAUGGCUCGGAAAAGAUACUGCAGCAGAGUUGUGUAACAACACAAGAUAGUAUGUUGGUUACAUUAUGUAUUGCAUCACUACGCCACCAUCAACCAUUAGUCGAUGAAGCUGCUGUACGUUUGCAACUUCUGUCCUUGACAUCGUCUUCUGGCAACUGUGUGCACCCUUGGCAAAGGUCUGUUGCUUCAAAAGCUGUCUCGAUACCAAUUAGUCCAAAUGUACCAGAGAGUUGGUCAAUCCUUGGGUUUAAUACAAAUUCAGAUCGACUGGGUUACACUUCUUGUGAUAGCAACAGAAGCCCACUGACUGACUUAAGACAUUGGAUAGAUUGCCAUUCUUUUCUUUUGAAGGAAUUUUGCUGACUACUGAUAUUUUAAGAAUCGUCAUCCACUUUUCACCAGUUCUAAUGCAUUUGCUGUCCUGGACUAAUGUGCACUCUUACAGUGCCACUGGAACUGCAAGGAUGUCCAAGGGCGGACCUUCUCCCAUCUAGUUCUAUCACAGCUACUACACCCAGCUACUGUGAGGUCCAUCAUCCUGAUGUGUUGAAGACCCGUUUUCAUUUUAUUCUGUUUGGCAGCAUGUUGCACAAAUGUUGACAAAGUUCUAUGCAGUUCCUGCUCACGAACAAACAUUUAAAUUUUUCAUUUUGUCGUAUAUGUCAGAUUUUGUGCGCAUGGGUUGGUUUUGAUUACACCUUUAGAGUGUCAUUAUUCAUAAUUGAACCUGGUUUGUGGUUGAGAAUAGGGAUUUGUAAUGUUCCGUCUGUUCUUGUGCACUCCCAAUUUCCUUCUGAGAAACGCAGUGCGGUCAGAAUACUAAGGUAAUUCUUAUCACUUUAAAAAACAAAUUUGUCAUAAUACAGAGAAAUUUGUUCGUAAUAUGAAGAAACUGAUCAUAAGUUUAUGAGAACCCUUCAUAUAGGGUACUACCUUGCUGUGCUGUCAUAAUACUAAGCUCAGUAGAAUCUAGAGUGUCCCAUGCUGCCUCCUGUGUCAAUGAAGAGCGUUUUUUAACUUUGCCCACUCUAUCAUUGCGGAAUGAAUGAAACUGUUUCAUUUACAUUUUGUCAGUGUCACAUGGAAACGAACAGGUGAUGGCUGUAACUUUGCUCUCAGUGGUAUGAUCUGUUGCCAUAGAUCUAGAAAUUUUUUUCAACUCUUCAGAAAUAUGUGACAUUUAAUUAGGGACGAGAUUGUUGUUGAAAUAUGUACCUGCUCGUGCAUAGAGUGAAGGUGGCUGCAUACAAGUUUUGUCAAAGUUGUACCUGAUGUGCUGUCACCAACCAAAUGUCAGUCAAAAGCUGCUGGUCAUGGUGUUAAUGUUGUGUUCCUACACAAAGCCAAACUGGAAGAAAGCGCGUAAUUUCUGAUGUAAUUUUUAAGGCAAGUACUUCCCAGGGAUCUACAUUGAUUCCGGAAAAAAAAAGCCUUCUGUCACAUAUUUGAUAAUGGCUCAAGGCAUACCUUUUUUAUGCACUUUACUUAGGCAUUAAUUUCAUACCUUCAAAUGCUAUGUUCCUUUUUACGCCCUUUG
Thrips palmi is the source of this 1771-nucleotide messenger RNA. RefSeq lists its product as uncharacterized. The record is from RefSeq and is a predicted model, not a curated record. Lineage: Eukaryota; Metazoa; Arthropoda; Insecta; Thysanoptera; Thripidae. The coding region runs from base 187 to 597 and encodes 136 amino acids. The transcript is spliced from 4 exons.